This is a messenger RNA of Argiope bruennichi, 7680 nucleotides long. It is a transcript of the gene TfAP-2, whose product is annotated as transcription factor AP-2-beta-like. Gene Ontology annotation, molecular function: DNA-binding transcription factor activity, RNA polymerase II-specific; RNA polymerase II transcription regulatory region sequence-specific DNA binding. Gene Ontology annotation, biological process: regulation of cell population proliferation; regulation of transcription by RNA polymerase II; anatomical structure development. Lineage: Eukaryota; Metazoa; Arthropoda; Arachnida; Araneae; Araneidae. The transcript is spliced from 8 exons. Bases 877 to 2397 code for a protein of 506 amino acids. Gene Ontology annotation, cellular component: nucleus. The record is from RefSeq and is a predicted model, not a curated record.
UUUCUCCGCCGGGUGCCCGACACACUCUUUUUGUUUUGUUUACUCCCGGCCUAGCACGGAUUUUUUUUUACUCCGCGUGCAAGCAUUUGAUUUCCUAACUUGCCCCGAGCAGUACAGAAGGUGGGCCAUAAGGUCCGAAGACAGUGGACACUGAUCUGAUUUUUAUCAGAAAUAAUCACCUUGGAUAAAAUGUCUUUGAUUUUACCAAUUUCGACAGAGGUAAGACGUUUGGUGCAACUUUUGUUAAAAUCGUCUUUUUGGUGAGUGUUUAUUUUUCAAAAGUGGAGAAAAACAUUGAAGAUUAAAUUUCUUUGGAUUCGUUUUUUUAAUGAAGAAAACCAAUUUUAAAUAUUGUAGCAUAAUAUUGAAAGUCUGCCGUUGAAAAAAUAUUCACAUCAAUUGGGUACUGCUACAAAUAAUUAAAAGAAAACCGAUUAGAUGAACGCAUUUUCAAUGGAGGAUCUCAAUGCAAGUUCUUUUUAACAUUUGUGUCAAAUAGCCGAUUUCUGCUAAUAUUCAAGUUUGUUAUCCGAGGAACUUUGAUAUCACAGCAGCAGAGGACUUAUUGUACUUUUACAUUCAACGCACUAUAGUUGCCAUUUAUUGCAUGGAAUCAAUUAAAGUGAAAUCUGAUUCUCGAUAAUUACCAAAUAUUACCAGCGAAAAACAUCUAUCAGGGGAAGAUAAGGUGUUCCCGUUGCGCCAACUUGUUGCAGAUCUCGUUCCGCGGGCUAUCCCCCUUGCUCCUGGUCGAUCUUUUCUUCAGACGAUUCCCGGCAUCCUCCAUGUCGGGUUGAGACCUGCACAGAUCCCACAUUGGCCGAGGUGCACCCUGCUGGAGAAUCGGGGGACGAAGCCCCCCGGGACACGUGGGAGAUGCUGAUGGCCCAGUUGCAACAUCAGUCGGACAUGGUCAUCUCUAGGAAAGGGAUGGAAGGGGAGGGGAUGACGCCCUUCUCGCCAACUCAGGCCAUCGCGGCCAAAACGGGCAUCAGCCGCUCGCAGUUCUCUUUGCCCUAUGACGCUGAGGAGCGACGUGAUCUGGUGAGCGGACACGCUGCCAGCCUCGGACCCAUCACGAGUAUCGGCUCAGUGGGCUCCACAGCAACAUUCAGCAGCACACCGCGGCUCACGCACACUCCCACUUCUGCAGACUUCCAACCUCCUUACUUUCCACCACCUUACAACCACCUUCCACAGCAGCAGCUCGACUUCCACGACCCAUAUGCCCACCUCAACAGCCUCGCUGCUCCUCAGCACCAGUACCACCAACUGCACCCCUCCCAACCGCAACAGAGGUCACACAAUGUGGUUCGCAGGCCGAACGAUGAUGAUACUCAUCCUCUGCACCCUUUGCAGACGACGGCCAUGCACCCUGGGCUGGGCUAUGCGGACUCGGUUCGCAGCAGGGCGGACCCUGCAUAUUCAGCGGUCAGAAGGCCCGAUGUUUUGGUACACGGGGGACACCAUGGCCUCAGUGAGCAAGAUUUGCUUAACCUCCACAAUGCGACGCUACCCUCCAUUGACGAUGGACAGGGUGGAAGCGUCGAGGAUGCUAAUAGUUUAUUUCCUGGGGAUCAUAAUAGUGUUAUAAGAAAAGCUGCUGAAUGGAAUUACGGACGUAUGUGGGAAACACAGUGUAGGGGCAUCAAACCGAGGAACAGUGACAAUCAUAAAGAAAUGGUCAUCACAGGCGUGACAUCUCCCACCGAUGUGUUCUGCUCCGUGCCGGGACGCCUCUCGCUCCUCAGCUCCACCUCCAAGUACAAGGUCACCGUGGGAGAAGUCCAGAGGAGGUUGUCGCCACCAGAAUGCCUCAACGCCUCGCUGCUCGGGGGAGUCCUCAGGAGAGCAAAGUCUAAAAAUGGUGGACGGUCCCUGAGGGAGAAACUGGAGAAAAUCGGCCUCAACCUACCUGCAGGCAGGCGGAAAGCGGCUAACGUCACCCUCCUCACCUCACUGGUGGAAGGCGAAGCAAUCCACCUCGCCCGUGACUUUGGCUACGUCUGCGAAACCGAGUUUCCCUCCCGCCAAGUUGGCGAAUUCCUGUGCCGAAAUCACAGCGAUCCAAGUGAACUCUACCGGAGGAAGGAACUCCUAAUAGCCACAAAACAAAUUAUGAAAGAGUUCGUGGAUCUCUUGAACCAAGAUCGUUCUCCAUUAUGCAACACAAGGCCUCAGGCCAUUCUAGAACCGAACAUUCAACGCCAUUUGACGCACUUUUCUCUCAUAACGCACGGUUUCGGCAGUCCGGCCAUAGUCGCUGCCUUGACCGCUGUCCAAAACUUCAUGAAUGAAUCCCUUAAGUACCUCGAAAAGCAACUGAAUAACUACCAGACAUCGGGAUCAACACACGUUCCCGGUGUGGACACUAAAAAAGAGGACCAGAAGAAAUGACACUGAAUGGAACGCUUUCCGAGGAACUCGAAAAAAAAUCAAAGAACUACUGUCACCGAGUCUUCAACUAGUCUUCCCAGAAGACUUGGUUCAAUAUCCAUAGAAUUUUGAGGGACAAGACCACCGUGGUGCGCAACCACCACCAAACCGUCCCAAAAUAUGAGAUGAGCCAUGUGUAAAGAGAUGCUUGAGUGCAAAUUCAUACUGAGACAUGAUCAUUAUAGAGGAUAAUCUCCAUUUAGUCGAGACAGAGCGUUAUGUGAAGUAUAAGAUCCAGGGACAAAAUCAUAGUGGUUAAUGACCUUCGCUAGCCAUCCCAGUGGGUACGUCGCAUUCAAAGAAAUUUGAAAUUGUAUAUAACGGACGUUGAUGAAAUCUUGGACAUGAUGAGAUAUAUUAAUAAUAUGGACAAACGUGGAAAUCCUGUUGACCAGGACUGGUUUUUUGAUGCUAAAAUAGAAUUCAUUGACUAUCUAGAGACUGAUAUGAAAAGAUGCGAUAGUCCUCCUGUUUGAAGCAUCGCAGUUUAUUUCCUUAUACAUUUAUUAAACUUCAGUGGCCAAAACCUCUACUGACGACAUCAAGUUCUGCUGAUUCAGUGAGGCAGAACGUUGCUCACUUGUUGUCUGUAGUGGCAAAUGCAGUUAGAAAUAGAUUAUUUUAGAAAGACUUAUAUUUACUGUUUCUUCCUUUUUUUUUUUUUUUUACUUUUAUGUUUGAUUUGAUUGUUUGUACAACGGUAUUUUUGAGUAUGGGCUUGUACAGUAUACAGACUUGCGGAUUUUACUUCCCUUUUUGAAUGUUGCUCAUUUUUUUUGUUUUUGUUUUGUGAAAAUGGCAUUCCAUAAAGUGAAGUGUUUUUAUUUAAUUUAUUUGCUGUAAGGGAAUUUGUAUAUUUAUGUUUGAACCCCUUAGUCAUUUGCAUUGCUUUGAUAUAUAGAAUUAAAAAAAAAAUCCUACUUGCAUAUGAUUAUUUUUAACUUUUAAAAUCUGGAAAUACGCAUUGAUAAUAAUUAUCUGAAAUACUCAAUUUUAACGGCAUUGAAAUACAUCAAAUAAGCUUUUUUCUUGUCUUAGGGAAGUUAAAAAUGCUAAGCUUCUCUAUAAAUGUGUAAGAAAACAUUAAAUAGCAGUUCCAUUUUAUAAUUUGAAUGGUUAAUUAUGAAGAAUAAAAUUACUUAAUUUUCUCACUUGUUAUUUGUGACAAUUUCGGUUUCCCUUCCACAGAUCAAUUUUGAAAUCCAACAACUAUUUAGUUAAUAAGUGGAACACUAAACACUACGCAUCAAAAUUAAGCAAAAAGUAUUUUUUUAAUGCUGAAUCAAUAUAAGAAAUACACUGAAAUUUUAUAAAAACUGCUUUUAAUUAUUUAAAUGAGCGACAUACGCGCACCUAUGUUUAAAAUAUAUAAUGAACUUGAAAUGGAAAUUCGAAUCUUUGAAUAUUAUUCAGAGUUGGAUAUCAUCUGAUGACACUUUGGAAAUCAAAUUUUUCCAAACAUAUCAAUAAUGAUUCACUCGUAUCUGAUUAUGUAUUUUGAAGAGAGAUCGAAAAGUUCCAACCCCUCAUUUUCUCCCAUUUAUGUGUACUGAAAGGAGGGGAAGCGUGAACAUCCCGCCUUUCUCUUUAAGCAGACGAUAACAAGUUUUGAAAGUUAAAUAGACACUUUGGAGUGAUAGUUUUAUUUAUUUAUUAUUUAAUACUUCAAAAUUUUUUUUUCAAUCUCUGCAAAUGAUUCAGGUGGUUUUAAUAACUGUGCUCAUUACUGAUUAUGAUUUUCUCAGGUAUAAUCAUUUCUGAACAAAUGAAGCUUGUGAAGACAGUAGAACAUUCGAUUUUGUGUUGCUUACUUUACAAACAUUAAAAACUACUUGUUUUUUAUCUCCAGCUUAUCCUCUUCCUAUUUAUGUUGAUUCUUUAGAUGGAAGAUUCUCCCUCAAGUAAUGGAUUGGUAUCGAAGUAUUAAAAAAAAUCUUCAUUAGAAAUCAGGCUUUACAAUUAAAAAUCAAUACAAUUAUUAGUAAUUAUUAUUGUUCACAAUUGCGAAGAAUUCAAUUUUAAUUUUGUUAAAUUCAUAUAUACGAAAAUUAGGAGUCAAUGGGAAGGAUAUUUUUUUAUAUUACGUAUGAAAUGCACUGAGGAAUUUUUUAUAACGUUUUGAAUGCACAGAGGAAAAGGAAUUCCAUUUUAUAAAAGCAUUCUCAAUUGUUCUGAUUUCCAGCAUGUGCGAUUUGGUAUCAAGACAGAAUUUAAUACAAUGUAGAAAAUUCCACCUUACUAUUAAUCUUAACCAGAAUAAAUUCAUUAGCACUCUUUUAAUAGGGAAUAAAAAGUAGAUUUUAAAUUUUUUUUAAUUAUUGUUUAAUGCUUUCAUCUUUAAUUUAUAAUUUAAUAUUAUAAAUAUCAUAGAUUCUUGAGGUUAGUCCUUUUUCUCAAAUUCUUAAUCAAGUGGUAUCAUAUAUAUCGAACUAAAAUUAAAUGAAAUGAAACGAUUAAUUGGCAAUUAAGUCUAAUACAUAUUUUAGUAAAACAUCGCAAUUGGUAAAACAAGCGUGCAAAAUUUUUGAAAUUGAAAGUAGGAGUGAAAAGUAAAUAGCAAUACUCCAUCUUUGUAAAAGUGAAAGUGCAUAAAAACAAGAUGUUAAAGGGAUGAAGUAAUAUAUCUAUCUGUAAGAGAUAAUGUAACAAAUUAAAUGGCACAAAAAUAGCACCGAUUUAAUUCAUUUAUUAUAAAAUCUGGCAGUUCCGUUGUAGGCUUUCUUUCUUUCCUUCUCGAUCGAAUCAUGCCUUAGACUAGCAAACACAGAGACGUGUGAAUCACUCUCAUUCUUCCUUCCCUGUCCUUGCACAGCAAUUGUAACUUCACCACAAAGAAACCAAUCACUUCAUGCGCUUUGUGUCAUAUGCGAAUAUGAUAACCAGGAAAAUAAUAAGAGAAAAUUCUCCACUAUAUAAUUUGAAGUGAAAACGAAGAUUAGUUAAGUAUUCCUUAUAAAAUUACCUAAUAAUUGUUAUUAUAUAAAUAUACGAAAACACUUGUGUCUCAAGGGGAGGGGAUCGAGUUUUAAAAAAUUUCGUUUUUUGAAAUAAGAAGAAAAUGUUUUAUGUUAAAAAGCGUGUCAUAACAUACAUAUCUUGAAUCCUUUUAUCGCACUUGUUUAUGCGCACGCAGCAUUCCUGACAAACGGAAUUUUUACAAGCGAUAUAUUUAGCGCAACGGAAGGGGAAAAUUAGGAAAUGUAUUUUUUAACAUGAAGAAAAAAAAGAAUAAAAGUAUUCUAAAGAAAAAACAAGUCCAAUUUUUUUUCAAUUAAAAAUCACUCAUCUUAUUAAUAAAUUGGAUUAUAACUAAUAAAGUGGAAACUGCACACAAUUAGAUUUCAUGAAAACGAGAAAAGAUUUACUGUAAGUUAAUUGUUAAAUAUAGAAUGAAAGAAUCCAAGCCAGAUUCGAGUUCGGUCAUUUAGUAAAAACCAUCUUAGUAAAAAAGUACCAAAUAUAAAGAUUAAACAGGUAAAAAUGAAUGAGUUGACAUGACUUGGAAAAACUUUUCUUUCCAAAAUCUUCAUAAUCACAAAAAAAAAAAAAAAGGAUUCAUUAACGCCUUAGCUAUGGUAUAUAGACAAUGGAGAAAGGAAAACCCAUUUAAGGUGUAAUAACCUUAUAUAGCUUGCUGUGCAUGGAGAUUGCAUUGAAAGGAUUUUUUUUUUUUUUUGUAAAAUAAUUUAUUGUCUUUAAGAUGAGUAAAAUCUUUUUGUGCCAAAUAUAUUCAUAUGCAAUAGAAUGUUACUAUUUGAGGAAAUAUAUCGUUUGGAAUUAAUAACAUUAUAACAUAUGGUAAAUUCAUCAACAUUUAAUUUCCUCAAAAAGUAAUAUUCGGCAAGUCUAGAAAUUUUUGAAUUUCUAAAAAAAUUAAUUUUAGUAAUUUUAUAAUACGAAAUCACUAGAUUUUCUAAGGGAAAAAUAAAAAUUGUAAAUGUUUAUUUCAUAAAAUUUUAUUUUAAAUUCGAAAAAUAUCACAUCUUCAUAUUUAUUCAAAUGACACUCCGGAAAAAAGAGACUAAAAAACGUCAGGUAGAACUUUUAAGAGGAGCAAAAAACACAAUUUUUGGAAAAAUGCUGGGAUAACAAAACAAGAAAAGUGUAUAAAAUCUUUUGCUUUCAUUCCAAAUCUAUAAUCACCCGGUUUAUUUCGAACUAAGUGACGAUUGAUUUAUCUCAAACUAUCGAACACACAGCGGAUGAAAAUAUCUGAAAUUCCCAACUGGCCCUCGCUGAUGUAGAAUGUAUUUUUUCUUUUUUAUAUAAAAUCACCAAAAUAACAGAAGAUUUUACAAUAUACACUUAUGCAUCUUUCAAGGAAUCCAAUGCUUUUUUCAUCAUUGUAUAAAAUCUGUAUCUUGAUUGAGCACUUUUUAGAAUUGAACGAAAUAUGAUUCGAUUAACCUACUAGGGAUACUUGCUGUGCAAAAAUACUAUCUUUAUUAAUUAUUUUGUUUUAUUAAAAUGUGACAGAUCAUUUACAAAUAAGAGAAAUUUUAAAAAUAAAAAAUUUCAUCCCCUGCAUUCAAUUUUUUUUUAAAGUUUUCAAUAAAAGCAUCGGACUGAGAUUUCAUUUUAAAUCCCACUUCCUUAUGCAUGAUUCAGAAAAGAAAACUUCAGGUUUUUUUCCUUUCGUAUAAUAUGAAAGAAAGAAAAUAUGCAGAUAGAAAGAUUUCUUAAAAUAUUUCUUUGAUUAAGUUUUACAACCUUUUAAAUAAUUACUAAAUUCUUGUAAUCAUUCCAAAAAAGGAAUGAAUUUAUUUCAUCCAUUUAAAAACAAAUCAAUUCAAUAUUAAGGUAAUUAUUCCAAAAAUGUGUUGAAAUUAUUUCGAAACAAGAUUUCAGUUUAUGCGGAAAAGUAACUCGAAUGUCACUAGAAACAACAAAAUUCACUAACAGGCAUUGCGAAUCGAGGAAACAAGUAAGCAUAACAUCGAAUCGGAUAAAGUGAUGAUCGUUGAGGGACGUGGGUGAAUCGGUGUAUCUAAGUAAAGAAUAAAAAGAAGUUUGUACAAUUCUGGUACAAGCAGAAGCUCGCUUGCACGCACAAUCGCUCUUAUUUAUGAACCUUCGAAAACCGGAAGUGUCAAAUGAAGUAUGCGUUUUUUUUUCAAUGUACAUUAUUUAUUUUUAACAAGAUAUCAAAAUGUUCAAAUCAAAAGUUCAUUUUUGCUUCUUUAUUUUUCUUUCUUUUGAAGCUCCCUGUGUAUUUUGUUCAUUUAAUGUCAUUUAUUUUCUUCA